AUGUAUUCUCACCACACAACUCAUAACUGUUACGCACCCGGUGAUAUUUACCGCAAGGACGAGUCUGUCCCGAUCCCGUCUACUUGCGGUGGCCCCGAUGAUGAAGAGCUCUCGUUUAAGUUGUUAGCGGAUGCUGAGAACGAAGAUGCGAAUACCGUUACGGCGAGUAUGGAGGUGCACGAGUCGCAGGUGAUCUCUCAACCAGUGGAUGACCAAAUGCUGUUUAGUCUGGAGUCGUGGAGGUUUGAAGAGUAUAUCGAAGCAGUCCGUCAUGGGGACUUUUUCCGUUCUGUCAAGAACGUAUUCUCUCAAGUUGGCGCGCGAGAGGAGCCACUUUUGAUUGAAGCCCCAAGUGAUGAAGAACGCAAAGAAGAUGAAAACAAGUUGAUGCCGAGACGAGCAAGAGAGCUGAUCUGA
Phytophthora sojae is the source of this 417-nucleotide messenger RNA. RefSeq lists its product as hypothetical. Lineage: Eukaryota; Oomycota; Peronosporomycetes; Peronosporales; Peronosporaceae. Bases 1 to 417 code for a protein of 138 amino acids. The record is from RefSeq and is a predicted model, not a curated record. The transcript has a single exon.